GACUAUAAUCAUGAGAACUUCUGUGAUGGAAUGGACGCGCACACACCAUACAGCAGAGAAACAUGCAGGCCGUGGGUGUGACUGUGACCCCAUCAUGGGGAUUGCGGGGAGAUCUAACAUUAUGUGCACUGCGUGCAAGAUAAAAGACAAAUAACCAAGCAGCUACAGUAUAAUUACCCCGCACAAUGCAUGCAGCAAUGCACGGUGACGGGAGAAACAGAGAUGUGGGAAGAGGAGACAUCAGGGCCAGGGAGAGCCAUGGAGGAGCAGGAGACUGCUAGGGAAAGUGAUUAGAAUGAAAUGUUAAAGAAGAGUCCCUGAGCCAGAUGAGGGAGACAUGCAGCGCCUGGGAGCCUUCACGCAGCAGCAGCAGCCUUCGUCCGGGCGGUGCCAGAGACAGGCAGCAGGAGAGGGCGGAGCAGACACCGGACCGGAGCCUCGCACACGCACAUACAUGUUAUACGCUGCAACCGGGGAUCCCAGCAUAAUGACCAUGGCGCAGCGCUAGCAGCCUGGAAGACGGCACCAAUCCCCCCCUCCUGUGUGCGAGCAGUCGCGGCCACUGCCAUUGCUGGACAAUAGGAGCAUUGCUGCACCGGGGAGAGCCAGGCCAGGACACCAAUGACAGUGCAUGCCAGAUGCACAAAUCCCAGGGGUGUAUUUUGACAGCCAGAUAUAUUUUGUGGAUCCAUAAUAAGACAAGGGGGACGCAGUAAGAUGAUCCUGCAUGUAUUUCCUUUGUGAUGGACAGAACAUUCAGCAAUGUCAUGUAAACACUAGUAGUGUGUGGACCAAAAUCAGCAGUGGGACAAAAUGGAGGACCUCUAUAAGGAAACACCAGACCUACAAAUGGAUUUAAACAACACUUCGUCCACUAUUCCAAACAAACUUGAAAAUGGAGUUGCCCAAUUGAUUACUGCAGAAGCAUGGAAUAUUAAUCCCUCAGGUCUGAUGAAAAAAGCUCUCUCCCCUCUUGUGACUGUCCCUGCAGCACCUGUUCUUAGUCCUUCAUCCGACUCCCAGAGUGGGGUAGCACUGAAAGUGGCUGCAACUGUGCUUCAACCAAUUUGCCUGGGAGAGAACCCUGUUGUACUACCAAUACACUGGCAAGUUGCAGGCAGCACACCACCGCAAAUGAGCACAAACAGCAGUAGCACCCCCUAUGUUAUAACUACACAAGGUCCUGUACCGCUGCCUGUGCUUUUGGAGCAACAUGUUUUUCAACAUUUGAACUCUCCACUGAUGUUACCCCAAGGCCCUCCCUGCCCUGGCACUACCAUUCAGAACCACAUAUUCCCAGGAACUGCUGCUACUAUUGGACAACCACAAAUUUUAGACCAGAAGACUCCUAACCCUGUACAAGAAUCUGUUUUACCACCAGUUUUUCAAACACCUGGGUUUUCUGCUGUAUUACAGGAUUUAUUUCCAUCACCAAACAGCUUAGGCAACCCUUCACCAUGCCAUGUAUCUCCAGAUUAUGUGUCUGCCAAUGCCCACUCUGUUCCUUCUCAAGUCUUUAACUCACCUUUAUCGCCACUGGUUCCCCCGGCUACCCUCCUGGUGCCAUAUCCAGUCAUUGUCCCAUUGCCAGUACCUGUGCCUAUUCCCAUACCUAUUCCAAUACCCAUGCCACAGACUGAAUGUAAAGAAAAUCUAGAACAUCCAAAGCCUACAGUACAAAUCCCAAAGAUCUGCAAGGCCACCCAAACUCCUUUGGAGAAAGAAGUGAAACCUUUUGAAUUUACAGCAAAAACUGAAUUUACGCAAUUUAAUCGACACUCAGUCAUUAAAAUAAAUAAUGAAAAUGAAGCACUGGAUCUUUCCAUGAAAAAUGAGCCACUAGAUAAAAACAAUGAUGUAAGUAGUGUAGUGCUUCAAGAAGAUGGUGUCUUAGAUCUGUCAGUACCUGUGUACAAGAGAUUCGGUAAUACAAGUACUCUCGUUGGCACAUCGGUGCCAUGUGGGUCCAUGAGUGACCCUUUAAGUCAUUCCUUAGCUAAGAAUUUCCCUGCUGCUCCAUUUAGUCCACCCCUGGUCCAUCAUGAGCAGACACAAAAGCAGGACAGUAGAGUCAUCUGUACGAAUCCAGCUGAACUGAUACGGCAACAAAAAUGGGUUUCUGAACAAAGCAGCAGAACUGGUUACGAGCCUAAAGCCUCCAAUAACAUUGAGCUUGUGAGUAGCUCUCAAACAGCAAAAGUCAUAGUCUCUGUGAAAGAUGCUGUACCUGCCAUAUUCUGUGGCAAAAUAAAAGGACUUUCUGGUGUCUCAACAAAAAACUUUUCUAUUAAGAGAGACCUGCCACAGGACUCUGCGAUGCAGAACUAUGAUGUAAAGAGUCAGUCAGAGGGGAGAGAUAAUGGUGAUGCUUUACGAAAGCCAAUCAAAAACAGAAAUGUGAAGUUAAAGAAAAUGAAUUCCCAAGAGAUACACAUCCUACCAAUUAAAAAGCAAAGACUAGCAGCUUUUUUCCCAAGGAAAUAAUGUUUCUCGGCUUGCCAAGUUUAAGACCAAAUAUUUAAAAUAAAUUAGACUGUGACAGAGAAAAAAAUGUUUUAAAUUGAGCAAGAAAUGUAUUUUAUGGAAAUGAGAGAAAAGGAUUCUGGGGAUCAGCUUAAGUUAUGCCUUUGUGCUGAAUCUGGGACUGCAAAGAAGCAGCAUUUUUCUGUUUAUCAAUUAUAUUACAUUUUCUAAAGGUACUAGGUACUCGAGCAGCAACUGAGUACUUUAGCCUUUAAAAAUGUACUUUGUAAUUUAUUAUAUUUGGAAGGUAAAUAAAUAAUUACAUACUAGGUUUUUUGUAACUUGUAAUGGAAAUGGCCACAAAACAACUAUUUUUAAGCAGAUUGCACAUUUUAUGCAGCUUUUACUAGUGGUGGACUGGCCAGAGCUGUUUUUACUGCCAAGAUCGGCUUAUAUGCUGUUUUUAAUAUUAACAGCUACAUUGCAUAUUUAAAAUAAAUGUUCGUAUGUGUUAAUGA
Molecule: messenger RNA, 2981 nt
Organism: Pseudophryne corroboree (corroboree frog)
Lineage: Eukaryota; Metazoa; Chordata; Amphibia; Anura; Myobatrachidae
Gene: RAI2
Product: retinoic acid induced 2
Exons: 3
Coding region: 814-2484 (556 amino acids)
Biological process (GO): animal organ development
Cellular component (GO): nucleus
Source: RefSeq, a predicted model, not a curated record